AUGGCCCUCUCCAUACCAACGCCGGAAAUCAAAGAGUAUAUUGAUUUGGCAUCACUCGGCCCCCCUACCCACUAUAUGACAAGAUGGCAAACCUGGAAGGUUUUUGGGAGAUUUACUGGGAAGCUUGGUAAGCCUGAAAGAAAUCCUUGCCCUGAAACCCUCAAUGCUGUCAAGACCGUUGCUGUCAACGGGACCAAAAGAGCUAAAGUGCUCAUUACCAACGCCAGCAACCUGCUCACUGCUGACUUGGUUAAGCAACUUAACGAGUUGCUUAAGGAACUUGGCCCGGUGAUUACUGCUUGUAGCCAAGGUGAUUUCUAUGCUACUCCAGCCACCACUAGGGUAAAGUGAGGGAAUGAAAAUGCAAUACUUCCGGUUACCCUGCUGUGUCUAUGUACUCCGAUGGCAGGAGAAUUAUGAAAUAUGAUGAUUAGAUGGAAUCAUUGGACUUAAUCCGGAUGGAGUGAGGAAUGGUUACAUUGAACAUUCAGCAGGGAUUGAGGCUGGCAUAUGACCUGCUGGAAAUGGAUUGAGUUCCUUUCCAUCAUUUAUCUGUUCUUAGAAGAUCCCCAUUUUUUGACUCCCAGAUAGAUGCGCUACUACUCCAUAGUUACUUACCAUAAUGUCAAAUAUAACUUAAG
Messenger RNA from Blastomyces dermatitidis ER-3, 641 nucleotides. RefSeq lists its product as uncharacterized. Bases 1 to 351 code for a protein of 116 amino acids. NCBI's taxonomy places the organism in Eukaryota, Fungi, Ascomycota, Eurotiomycetes, Onygenales, Ajellomycetaceae. The transcript has 2 exons. The record is from RefSeq and is a predicted model, not a curated record.